Ylistrum balloti is the source of this 378-nucleotide messenger RNA. RefSeq lists its product as uncharacterized. The record is from RefSeq and is a predicted model, not a curated record. The transcript is spliced from 2 exons. Bases 1 to 378 code for a protein of 125 amino acids. Lineage: Eukaryota; Metazoa; Mollusca; Bivalvia; Pectinida; Pectinidae.
AUGGCGGAAGUGAGAGUCAAAUUCAACGUGGCUAUGGUAAUAGCUCUGGUGAUCGCCGAGAUCUUCAGUGUGAUGUGGUACACUCAUUACUCACCUUGGUUCCACCACAUCGGUCAUAGAUAUCUGAUCCCAGCUAUCUUGUGUGACUGCAUCGUAGUCUACGUACUCAAAUAUAUCAAAGAGGCCCAUUGGACCUGCCGAGGUUGGGAAGACAUGGCUGUACUGAGUUUGUGGGUGGCCCUGUUCUAUGCUGGACUACAAGGACCACACUAUGUCUACGAUACCUACAGUGCCUCCUAUUUUAUGUACCACGUCGCUCACAAGUUUAUGUUAUCAUUCAUCAUACUAUUUGUACUUCAUAGUUUUAAAAAGUAUUAA